CUUUCUUUCUUAGAUCUUCCUCUUCAUUAGUUAUUCUUUUCUCACUUUCCAUUCACUUCUCAAAAUCAUGGGUCUUUUCACAUAUGAAUCCGAGUUCACCUCCGUCAUCCCCCCUGCUAGGUUGUUCAAUGCCUUUGUUCUUGAUGCUGACAACCUCAUCCCCAAAAUUGCACCACAGGCAGUGAAGAGCGCUGAGAUCCUUGAAGGAGAUGGCGGAGUUGGAACCAUUAAGAAGAUCAACUUCGGUGAAGGUAGCACAUACAGCUACGUGAAGCACAGAAUUGAUGGGGUGGACAAGGACAACUUUGUCUACAAGUACAGUGUGAUUGAAGGAGAUGCUAUCUCUGAGACAAUUGAGAAGAUCUCUUAUGAGACCAAGUUGGUGGCUUCCGGCAGUGGUUCCGUCAUCAAGAGCACCAGCCACUACCACACCAAGGGUGAUGUUGAGAUCAAAGAAGAGCAUGUAAAGGCUGGCAAAGAGAAGGCCUCCCACCUCUUCAAGUUGAUUGAGAACUACCUCUUAGAGCACCAAGACGCCUACAACUAAAUUAUAUGACAUCAAAACUUAUGUCAACAAACAACUAUUUUCAUUUCCUUUUUGUUUUUUAAACUUCUGAAGUAGUGUUUUGGCUUGUAAUUUGGCUUGUUAUUGGAGCUUUUCAUUGAAAAGUGAAUAUUGUAUGUCUUUUCAUAUAAAAAUAAAAAGAAACUAAUGGAUUUGAAUAA
This is a messenger RNA of Pyrus x bretschneideri (Chinese white pear), 726 nucleotides long. Its product is annotated as major strawberry allergen Fra a 1-3-like. Lineage: Eukaryota; Viridiplantae; Streptophyta; Magnoliopsida; Rosales; Rosaceae. The record is from RefSeq and is a predicted model, not a curated record. Gene Ontology annotation, molecular function: signaling receptor activity; protein phosphatase inhibitor activity; abscisic acid binding. Bases 68 to 547 code for a protein of 159 amino acids. The transcript has a single exon. Gene Ontology annotation, cellular component: nucleus; cytoplasm. Gene Ontology annotation, biological process: defense response; abscisic acid-activated signaling pathway.